Molecule: messenger RNA, 2002 nt
Organism: Salvia splendens (bonfire salvia)
Lineage: Eukaryota; Viridiplantae; Streptophyta; Magnoliopsida; Lamiales; Lamiaceae
Product: sodium/calcium exchanger NCL-like
Exons: 9
Coding region: 1-1893 (630 amino acids)
Biological process (GO): intracellular calcium ion homeostasis; calcium ion transmembrane transport
Cellular component (GO): membrane
Molecular function (GO): calcium ion binding; calcium:proton antiporter activity
Source: RefSeq, a predicted model, not a curated record
AUGGCUAUCCUCGUAGCAUGUCUAGUCUAUUACAUAAUUUUGUCUGUAACUAAUACUGUCACCGGUCGUAUUCUGAGGCUUAAUACUUUGGAUGACUUAAUCUCUGAUGGGGUUGAUGCUGAUGUGAUUCAAGCUCCCUCUUUGAACCCCGGGAGCUCUCUUACUAGUCGAUGUCUAAUCGGCCGAGGGAGCAAGAGACUCUUCAACAUCUUAGGCACUGGUGUCUACGGUGCUACUGUUUUCCGUAUACUCACAUUGUUGCCAAAGAUAGCUAUGGUAAUUGUAUCUGGAAUUCUCAAGAGCAAAGACGGUGCUCAAGAUUCUGUUUCAUUCGGGGUAGAUACAGGGACAACAAUCGACAAAAAGACAUGUUACACCGCUGGAAUCAUGCUUCUGUCUUUGAUCCCUUACUUCAUAGUGCAAGUGGCCAAUAUCUUCGACUCAUCAUUUGGAACGCGAAUGGUGAUCUUGAUCAUCCUCGUGGUCUCAACACUGAUGCUACUGUCAUACUUCUUGUACCAAAUUUUCGAUCCAUGGAUUCAGGAAAGGAGUUUGGAGUAUUCCAAGUAUGAGAAUCUGCUUGUCGGAUUUCUGCAGCACGUGCAGAGGCGCGCCAAGGAGAAGCUCGUUGAUGAUAGUGGCCAACCUAACAUUACAGUUAUCAAAGGGCUGUUCAAUGAGACUGACAAAGAUGCUGAUAAAAGCAUAACGUUUCAUGAAUUGGAAAAACUGAUUCACGAGAUUCAGUCCGGGAAAGUAGAGGUGGAGAAAGGCUAUGCUAUUUCAGAAAUGUUGAAAACAUUUGAUCUCAACAGAGAUGGAAGGAUUGAAGAAGAUGAGUUCGUAGAGGGAUGCUCGAAAUGGAUCAAUGAAGCUGCGGAGCUAGCUGGAAAGGGUGACUCUGAUGCAGCAGAAUUCUUGCGAGAGGUUGUUGAACCAGUUUGCAAGAAGAAAAGAUUUGAAAAGGCUGAUAUUGAGCAUCUAAUGGCAAGAAUAUUGAAGCAUGCACACAGUGAAGAGCUUGAAGCAGAACAGCUUGUAACAGAUGACGGAAAGCCUAAUAUUGAACGAAUCAAAGCUCUGUUCAAGCAAUUUGAUACAGACAGAAGCAGCUCGCUGUCACGGCCAGAGCUGGAGCAGUUGAUCCACACUACAGUCACCAAAACUGGAGAUUCUCAAUUGCAUCAUGAAGAAAUGGUGAAGAAGUUUGUGGAAGAUUUCGAUAUGGAUGGUGAUGACAUUGUUGACGAGCAAGAAUUUGUUCAUGGCAUGACUAAAUGGCUUAACAAAGCCAUGGACGUCACUAAAUGCAAGGAUGCAAAGAGAUCAAUUGAUGAAUUUGACAAGAUUAUGUGGGGAGAAGUUGACAAUCUAGUGUAUAAAGUUGGUCGGAACGAGGGCAGCCGUUUGAAGCUAUUGACAUGGAGUUCCACAAAAUCCAUAUUUCAAGUGAUGUUAGGCAUUGCUAUACUGACCUUCCUCUCUGGACCUCUGAAGACCAGCAUCCAACACUUCUCACAUGCCAUCGGCGUGCCUGCCUUCUUCGUCUCCUUCGUUGUUGUCCCCAUAUGCUUGAAUGCACUCUCAGCAAUAUUCCCAGCAAGCCAGAAGAGCUCAAGAACCUCUUCUCUGACAUUCUCAGAGAUAUAUGGCGGAGUGGUGAUGAACAACAUCAUGGGAUUGUCAACACUUUUAGCAAUUGUGUACAUAAAUGGAUUGGAAUGGGAUUACUCAGCUGAGGUGCUGACAGUUUUGUUGGUGUGUGCAGUAAUUGAAGUGCUUGCAUGUUCACAAACUACAUAUCCAUUGUGGACAUGCCUCUUGGCCUUUUUCCUCUACCCAUUCUCCUUGCUAAUGUAUUAUGUUUUCCAGUAUGUGUUGGGCUGGAAUUAAAGUAUGUAGUUUUCCUAUUUAUGUAAUUUUACUAUAUGAAACAUGGUUAACAAUAAAACAAGUACUAUCAAUGAUGAUUAUAAAGAUUAAAAAUCAAAACUUGUGAACA